UUAUAGAAAAGGAGGAGUAGAGUAUCGCAAGUCAACGACCCAUUCGUAACGUUAUCCCGUUGAUAAUUAUGUCGUGUUAAUAAUCUGAGGAAAUAUAUUAUUCGUCGUUGUGAAUAUAAUAUUCAAAAUUGAGAUAGUUGAUUUACAAGUUACGUAGAAUAAUUUGUAGGUUACCAUUCACGUCGUUGUUAGUUACGUAAAGAGAAAAAGUCGGUUGCUGUUCCCUGCCAGUUUUUCCAGACUAUUCCGUCAUUCCGGCCUUGGCUUAUUUCCUCUUUGGAACCGCACAGAAAUGCAACUAGAAGAUACAUCUGAUUCAAAGAAAGAUGAUUCCUUUAUAUGUGGUGUUGUAGAAGGCUUUUAUGGGCGGCCAUGGACUCUGGACCAGCGCAAAGAUCUGUUUGUCAAAUUGCAAGAAUGGGGAAUGAACUCUUAUUUGUAUGCUCCCAAAGAUGACUACAAACAUAGGGCUUAUUGGCGAGAGCUGUACUCUGUGGAGGAGGCAGAGCAUCUAACCACACUCAUUAGUGCUUCCAAAGAAUGCAACAUUACUUUCAUUUACGCACUCUCCCCCGGUCUGGAUAUUACAUAUUCUUCCCCCAAGGAAAUGGUGAUCUUAAAGAGAAAACUUGACCAGGUUGCUCAGUUUGGCUGCACGGCAUUUGCUUUGCUCUUUGACGAUAUCGAAGCAGAAAUGACUGAAUCGGAUAAGGAAGCAUUCCAGUCAUUUGCCCAGGCACAAGUGUCCGUAACCAAUGAGAUUUACGAGUAUUUAAAUCAGCCCAAGGAAUUUCUUUUCUGUCCGACCCAGUAUUGCGCAUCAAGAGCAGUGCCCGAUGUCCCCAACUCAGAAUACCUCAAUACUGUCGGAUCGAAGCUAGCUCCUGGAAUCGACGUGAUGUGGACCGGCCCCAAAGUGAUAUCGAGACUGAUCACACCGGCAUCCAUCGACGAGUUAGCAGAAGUUCUUCGCCGCAAACCAGUGAUAUGGGACAACCUCCAUGCCAACGAUUACGAUCAAAAGCGUUUGUUCCUCGGUCCUUAUUCUGGCCGACCCUCCACCUUGCUGACGAAACUGAAGGGAGUCCUGACCAACCCCAAUUGCGAGUACGGUGCCAAUUUCAUCGCCAUCCAUACGGUCGCCCAGUGGAGUAAGUGCAGCAUCGAGAAUCUGGACGAAAACCAGGGCAACGAUGCCGUCAGCGCCGUUUCUGCCGACAUCAAACUGGAACAGGAAAGCCGAAGUGGUCGUAGCGACGACGAGGAUCCCUCCCUACCCAUGCUCCUAUACCACCCGCGAUUGGCGCUCAAGAAAUCUUUACAAUUGUGGCUCCCCGAGUUCAAGCGAACCAAGUCCAUGUGGGGACCCAUCAGCAAGCCCCACGUAAAUAAUGUACCGCCCGUCACAUUCAGCUCAUCCGGUCAAUCCGCAGUUGCCUGUAGCAGCACCAGUAGCCUCGAGGAAGGUGGCACGUCUCCAGGUUCAGCCCCCAUGCCCACAGCCGAUCACAGCAGUUCGGAGGAUGCCAAUGAACUCGCUAGUGAUGCCACUCUGACGCCCUGCCUCGUGGAUGGCACGGAGAGCGCCGAAAGUGCCAGUAUGGUCAGUUUGGACCGAGUAGCCGAAUGCCUAGAGCCGAUGGAAACGGUCGAAAGCGCGUCAAGUGCCUCAUCCCAAGCCAAGAAUCUGGAUGUGGAGGACGUGGACGAUAAUGACAUCAAAGAGUCGCCGUUGAAAGAGGAAAUGCCCGGCGCUCCCGAUCACGAAGAAGGCGACAUUGUCAUGGAGAGCGAGAGGAAGGAAGAGGAGGAGGACUACCUACUCGGCGUCGACGACCUUUGCCUCCUCUGUGAUUUAUUUUACCUGCCGUUCGAGCACGGGCCGCAGGGAAUGCAGCUGCUCCAAGAGUUCAGCUGGUUGAAAUUGAAUGCUCACUUGGUCGCCAGCAAUCCGUCCAAACCGACUGCAGCCGGCUCCCCCGAGGUCAAGGAGUGGCACCACCGCGCCGAGAAGUUCGACGCCAUGUCACGUGCCCUGAACAGAUUGUUUACACGUCUGACGUACAUCAAUAACCGAGAGUUGCUGUACGAGCUCUACCCGUACGUCUGGGACAUGCGAGGAGUCGUGGCUUUGUUGAAUUCCUACGUCAAAUGGCUGGCAUUUAAUCAAGGAUCGAAGCAGGGAUUUCUAACUGGAGAACAAGAACCGUGGGUCUUUCGUGGAGGCUUGGCUGCAGAUUUACAGUGUAAAGAGAGCCAUGGCAUGUUUGUGAGACAAAACUGCUGUAUUCCGUUAGAUGAAGGGCCAGACGAUAAUGUGCCAGCCUCUAGAUCAGUGUCACCACCAGUACCUGAAACCCCAGCUGUAUCAGAAGACAAGUUAAAAGUGAAGAGCAGGCUACCCAUACUGGCUACCCCUAAAACACCUUCAUUACAACUUAGUUCGCUUCAGCAGCAAACCGCUACCCCACUUUCUUCACGCACGGACCCUCCGCCCAAAAAUGCCGAGGAUUCCGUGCCUGCUACUCCUAAGGGAGAUUUGGCCGGAAAGCGGGGAAUUCCGAGUGGACAGUUUGUCGAAACUGGUUUUGUUGAGACCUUAAAAACUCAGUUUACUCCUGGACAGGCUCUCUCACCUUCUCUCUCAAUGGCUAUUGAGGAACGAGUGUCGGGAAUGCAAUUGUCGCAAGAAAACGAGAAUCUCAAAGCCGAGAUCCGCGAUCUCAAUGAAAAACUGGAAACAUUGAAAAUUAGGCGAAAUCAAGACAAGGAAAAGCUCAAAGAGGCUGAUAAGAUGCGACUGCAAUUGGAUCAGCUUCUUGAAUUCAAACGAGCAAUCCUGGAAUCUCAGUCACAACUGCAGAAGGAGCUGCAGAGAGUCAAGCAAGAAGCCAAAGAUGCUCUAAUUGAUCAGCAGUCUAAAAAUCAUGACAACGACGAGUAUCAGGAAAUGUUGGAAAUGGCGACGUUGGAUAAGGAGAUGGCGGAAGAAAAGGCUGAAAGUCUCCAAUUGGAGCUUGAACAAGCUAAGCAAAAGAUUGAAGAAUUGACUUUGGACUUUGAACUACUAAAGGCUGAAAUGAGCGAAAAAGGUGUUGAGGGUGCUGGCUCUAGUCUCGAAAUGAAACAGUUGGAACAGCAAAACGUCCGGAUGAAGGAAACUUUAGUCAAAAUGAGAGAUUUGGCUGCUCAUGAGAAGCAUCAACACCAGCGCGUGUUGAAAGAGAUGGAAGACAAACUGAGCGAGCUGAACGAUCUGAAAAAAGCCAAACAGUCUCUCAGUGCUCAAGUUGAGGAGCAGCGAGCUAUGGUAACGGAAUUGCAGGAGCAAGUCGAUGCGGCGUUGGGUGCCGAAGAAAUGGUAGAGCAGUUAACGGACCGCAACUUGGCUCUCGAAGAGAAGAUUGGCGAGCUCCAGGACGCAGUGGCCGAUUUGGAACAGCUACACGACAUGAAUGAAGAACUUCAGGAGACUGCUCGAGAAACCGAACUCGAACUUCGAGAGGAAUUGGAUCUGUCGCGAACAAAGAUCCAAGAGAUGAUCAAAGAGCGCGAUGCUAUCCACGAAAUGGUGGCGGACCGGAACGGAACCAUUGAAAAAUUCCGGGAAGUGGUACAGAAGAUGCAAGAGUCUAAUUAUCAACUCAGAGAAGCGCUGCAGCGGGAGACCAACAAGCCGGUGGGGGCACCUCCCGAGGUCAUUGAUUACCAAAAGAUGUUUACCGAAACCAAAACUUUCACAAAGACGAUCGAUCUGGAGCUGCGCAAGCUCGACGUUCAGCAGGCUUUACAACACGUGUCUUAUCUCUGCACGUACAUGCCAGACUCAUUCAUGGCCCGUGGAGGGGACUAUCACAGCGUGCAGCAACUUCUCUUGAUGUCUAGACUGCUCUUCAAAUGCGACAUGCUUGCCGCUCAAGUGAAAGAGAAGUUUCCCGGCUCGGCUGGGGAUUUGUCAAACACUCUCAAAUCCCCUGCGGCUGACCAGUGCAUCUUUGGAGCUAGGAUGCUUCAUUGGCUCUUUUCACUCCAGGGAGUCGUUCGCCAGUUCUCGUACGCGCUGAACAGCUGUUCUCCGCAGCAGUUUCUCGAGAUGGGCACGCUUCAUCAGGAGAUGCUGCAACAAGAGAAAGCCAUCGAUUUUUACGUGGAACUCUUGCGUAAAGAUCAGCUGGAUGAAAAUGUCCAGUUGGAUGCAUUGGAGAAGGUGGUCAAUUAUUUCAACAGCAUCUACGCCGUCCAGUUCAGCUCGGUCGUUAACGGUGCCGCUUUACUGACCGACCAUGGCAAAGUCCUGCUCGCCUCCUGCUGCGGAUUGACAGCUCUGGGCACCCGCGUUCAGGCAAUGAUGCAGAGUGGACAUGAAGGCAGCGACGUGGCGAAAUCCAUCAAGGAAGUUCUUAGUCAAGCAAACCAAUGGCAGCAAUACGCCCGUACGAUUAAGCGACGGUUGCCUGCUGAUGGGUCGACCGGUCCUAUCAAUCUUCCUGUGGAAACCUCGCCCAAGCUGAUUCAAUGUACCGGUCAUUUGACCAGAUUGCUCAAAACUAUGUUGGCGUGGUGCCGCAUGGUCUCUCAACAACUUUCCGUCAGCAGCGAGCCGGAUGCUGGCGUGGCUAUUGCCAAAAUGCGAGAACUGGCUCACGCAGCUGCUGACCAAGUUUACAUAGACGAUUACACCAGUGAUAAUGGAUUUUUCGACAGCCUCCACGGGUCCCUGUCGUUUGUCAACACUACAUUUUCCAAUGUUUCCACUUCUUUGGUGGAUGGCCAUUAUGAUUUUGAUGGAACUCCUCAAGUCGAGGCUCCGAAGGCACCGGUGGGCUUGCGAGCUCAAACCCUGAAGGCCGAGAUCCGAGACUUGGAAAAUUUGCGACACAAGUUGGAAGAACGCGAAUCAUUGAUCAAGGAUAUGAAUGUAAUGUUGAGAAACAAGCAAGAAGAGCUGAGCGAGAUGAACGUGCGUAAAGAGAUGGCGGAAAAGAAACUUUCUAAUCUCGCUCGAGACAAUGACGUUGCAUCAGAGAAGUUGACGCGCAAAUUGGAAGACAACAUACUGUUGCUGAAGCGCAAGGAGAAAGAGUUUAAUGAAACUCUGGAACACUUGCAACAAGACGUAGAGACGCUGGAGAAAGAAAAGGCCGAUUUGAAAGAGAAGUUGAUGCAUAGCUCCAAAAAGGUUUUGCUUGAAGGCUUGACGAAAUCGGCGGCUGGGCCGGCUCCUUUUGCCUUUGCCAUGCACGCACCGGCGCACGCUGCUCCUGUGGUAACUGAAACCCCGUCUUCCGCCUCCUCGACUGUCCACGAUUCACCGCUCCUGCUAAAGAAAAUCACUCACCUGCGUGAAGCGCUACGCCAGUCCGAAAUGGAAAAGGCCCGUUUAAUCGGCGACGAUUUGCGUAAGAAAUUCGAAGCCAUGCCUCCUCUGCGGCUACCCAAGAAGAACAUUCCCGUUUCAGAGGAUACGGUGGAUUUGAAUCGUUUAAUCAAACAAGCUGCCGAGCUUAAAAUGAAUAUUUUGAGAACUCAUACUCAAUGCAAAUUCAUUGAUCCCACUGUUGCUAAAUUCCACCAGCAAUCCAACAACGUUUCUACGCAGCUAGCUAUGCAGCGAAUGCAAAUGGAACGUGAUGUCAUUAAACUUCAGGCUGCCGUUACCCGUUUGGCAGCGUCUCGUAAACCUGGAGCUGAGAUCCGAACGACCACUACCACCUUCCCUAUUCCUGAGCUGAGCAAAGCUAUGAAUGAAUCGGCUCCAGUAACGUUGGGGCAACUGUCGUUACCCUUGAAGAAGAAUGCGGGAGAAAACCAUCCUUUACCUCUCGUGCUGGACUUGAAAGAAAUGCGUCACUUGCACCAGAUGGUUUUGACGAUGGUGUAAAAAAAAAAAACGAGGCCUUUUGUUUUCUCCUUCCCGCUUGUACUCUGAAAACUCUUUUGUCGCACGCUUCCUAACUUUUCGAAUUUUAGGGCUUUUUCUCGUCACUCCCGUGGGUCAGCUUUACAUUUUCUUUUACAGAAUGCUAUCAAGUAUUUAUCGUAUAUUCAUCAUGAUUGUAAUCAUCAAAAGCUGUAUUUUCAAUCUGUGUUGAAGGUUGAAUGAAGUUUAUCUAUUAGAAA
This is a messenger RNA of Daphnia pulex (common water flea), 6120 nucleotides long. Its product is annotated as dynactin subunit 1-like. Gene Ontology annotation, molecular function: beta-N-acetylglucosaminidase activity. NCBI's taxonomy places the organism in Eukaryota, Metazoa, Arthropoda, Branchiopoda, Diplostraca, Daphniidae. The record is from RefSeq and is a predicted model, not a curated record. Gene Ontology annotation, biological process: glycoprotein metabolic process. The coding region runs from base 293 to 5881 and encodes 1862 amino acids. The transcript has 22 exons.